This is a messenger RNA of Dichotomopilus funicola, 2658 nucleotides long. RefSeq lists its product as uncharacterized. Gene Ontology annotation, cellular component: cytoplasm. The record is from RefSeq and is a predicted model, not a curated record. Lineage: Eukaryota; Fungi; Ascomycota; Sordariomycetes; Sordariales; Chaetomiaceae. The coding region runs from base 1 to 2658 and encodes 885 amino acids. The transcript has 2 exons.
AUGGGAAAUUCAAACACAAAGGAAUCGCGGGGCGGCGACAGCGUCAAUCGCACUCCACAUGCUAGCGGCGCCGCGCACGAGUCAAACACUCUGCAAUCUGAGAGCAGAUCAAGUCGGAGGAAUCGAGUUAGUCGAGGCGAUAUUGGGGGCAUCAUAGGUCUUGGUUCGAGUGGGGGUUCGAACUCUCAUGCAGAGCCGCCAUACGAACGUCGCGAGACGAAACAGGAGCGGGAGGCACGUCGGUUAGAGAGGGAACGUGUCGCUCGUAUCGCCGAAAGGGAGCGGAGCAUGAAGGAAGAGCACGUCGAUGGUGGGUAUUUGGUCACAAUGGGAACCUAUACGAGCCCAGAGGACUUUAACAAGUUGAUCGUCCGGCAGCUCCAGCUCGAGCGCAAAAUUGCCCCUUUCUGGCGGGGCCUCAAUGACUUCGACGAUCAAUGGACCGAGCCACAAAUUAUCGCUGCUGUAAGGGGGCUGUCCGUUCCCUUAGCAGGUGAAACUCCCCCCGAGGGCCUCGUCCCGCAACCCCUCCCAGUGAAGUCAACCCCGGAGUCCACCCCCAAUAUCGACAACCUCACAAUACCAAUCGGUGAUCGGACACUCUCUACCGCCUCCGAUGCCGGGGCUUCCAAUCCCGCCUCAGCCCUGUCUUCGCCGGUUACCAGUCAAGCUCCACGAGCAAACUCUCCUCUUAAGCCUCGCGGGAAGGCUCUUGCCGCAGUGCUAGGCAGUGGAAGCUCCCGGAAUGGGUCUACUACUGAGAUCAUACCCCGCGAGAUUAACCUACCCCACGACCCCUUCGUAAACGGACAGCCCCUUGAAGUCUUCUUGUACAAAGACGCCACCGAAUGUCCGAUCUGUUUCUUGACGUACCCACCAUUCCUGAAUCAUACUCGAUGCUGCGACCAACCGAUCUGUAGCGAAUGCUUUGUCCAGAUCAAACGGCCGGAUCCUCAUUUCCCUGAAGGACACAACGAGAAUGACCCCAAUCAGAACCCUGAGGAGGCCGCGGGCCUUCUCGUUUCCGAGCCCGCUUGCUGCCCAUAUUGCACCCAGCCCGAUUUCGGUGUCACCUACGAACCGCCGUGUUUCCGACGAGGCUUGAUUUACGGCAUUUCUCCAGCGGCCUUGGGGGCCCCGAGCGCCGCUAUGUCCUCAAGUAGCUCUUUGAAUUCAUCCACCCUAUCUCCAGGAAGUGGGUCUCCCGGUAUCACGACGGGUCGCCGACGGAACCAAUCCGUCUCAGCCAACAGCCCUAGUGUCGUUCUGACAGACCGGAUCCGGCCGGAAUGGGCCACUAAGCUGCAGUCAGCGCGUGCUCACCUGGCAAGGCGGGCUGCCGCGGCCACGGCACUCCACACCGCCGCUUUCCUCAUGGGAGGUUCCGAAAACCGGGCGUUUCGCAGCCGGUUCAGUCGUAGGAACGGGAACAGUUCAAGUUCUGCAGGUGCGCCGCCUAGUGGGGCGAACCCCGGUGAUGGUGAGAACGGAGAUAGCGGAUCCGGAACCCCAUCGCAGAGUGGCCCCGAACAAAGCUCUCGGGGUGGGGCGGGCUGGGCCCGGUUUGGCGGGGGUGGUGGAAAUCGCCGUGACCGCCUUGAGGACCUCGAGGAGAUGAUGCUUGCCGAAGCGGUCCGCCUAUCCUUGGCCGCCGAAGAGGAGCGUAAGCGGAAGGCUGAGAAAGAAGAACGCAAGGAGGCGAAGAAGAAGGAGAAGGAGGAUCGCAAAGCGGCGAAGGUGGCUGCAAAGCACGGCGGGCCUUACGAGGGUGCCGCCAGUCGCAGCGGCCAGAGCUCGGUGAGCGGGAGCACGCUUAGCUUGCCUGGUUUGGGGUUUGGGAGGAAACGCGGCAAUAGUGCGGCCAGUAACCUCCGAAUCGAAGCCAGCGUUGCUAGUGCUAUUGCUACGGGCGAGGCCUCUUCCGACGCGACCAAGGACAAAGGGAAGGGCGUCGACCGCGCUGGUUCCACACAACCGGAGGGUACACCCUCCAGCUCUUCCAGCCAGGCUAUCCCCGCCCCGCGACCCAUCCCACAACUACCCGCCGGCCCGUCGCACCUUCGACAGAUGAGCAACGCCUCCUCGGUCUCUUCGUCAAUUCUCGAUAGCCAGCCUGGGAGUUACAGCUCGCCCUCACAUUUACAAGACCCCCGCAGCAGCGGCCUCAGCUUAGGUAGCCGGUCCGGGGCCAGCGAGGAUGACCAAGAUCGGGAUCGGGAUCCCAGCUCCAGCACGGAGCCAAUGUUCAACUUUCGGAGCCUAGCGGAGGUCGUUGGUGUCAGCCUGGAAGGGGAAAACGCCGGCAGACGCCUUAGCCUUAUUGAAGCCGAGAAGAGAGCCCGCGAGCUUACCAAGACGGAAUCCCAGGAAAACAUCGUGACCGGCGAGGGAGAGUUAGCUAAGCCCACAACGUCCACCGAUGAAGAAGGGAAGACAGAAGCAGCUUCAGACCCUCCACCUGUCCCUGUGGAAACAGCGCCGAACAGUGCCACAGAAGUGGGUGCCGAAGAAUCUAUCACUGAGGAUGCCGAACCCAAACAAGCCACCACAGCUGCGUCGGACUCGUUGUCACCACCUACCGUUACCGUUACCCCCGAUACACCUACUACAGCUGAUGGAGACGACGAGUCGAAGCGGCUGGGCAGCACCGCGGACUAA